UCAGCAAGCAUGUGUUUUAUUUGUAAACAUAACCUGGAUGGUGCGAAAGCAUAAUUUGUAAACUUAACAAGGUUAUUUUUACAUUUUAGUGUGAGUAGUAUAGUUUAUCGCCAACCUAAUAUCCACGUAGAAGAAAUUAAAGUAACAUAAUGACUGAAAGUGAUGAAGUUCGUACUAAACUUGAACCUGAGGUGGAAAGUAUCAAUAACGAUUUCCAAAGUCAUAGCACACGAGACGACAAUGUGCAAAAUACAAUAUUUGUGGGAAACUUGCCAAAUAAAACUACAUCAAAAGAUGUGAAAAAGUUGUUUGGAAUAUUUGGUCCGAUUCUCCAUGCAAGAUUGAGAGGUGCUGUCCGAAAAGAACUGAAAAUUCCCAAAAAAUUAGCGAUAAUUAAGAAAGAAUUUCAUGAAGAUAACAACCACAUUAAUGCUUAUAUCAAAUUUAAAAAUGUUGAAAGUUGUAAGUCGGCACUAAUUAUGAAUGGUGAAUUGUAUGAGAACCACCAUUUGAGAGUCACUUUGGCUGAAGAUGAAGGAAAAAACUGAUCCCAAAAAAAGUAUUUUUGUAGGAAAUCUGGUCUUCAAAAUACAUGACGAUGAUCUCUGGCAAGCAUUUGAGGACUGUGGACCAAUUGACCGUAUAAGGGUAAUCCGAGACCAAAAAACUGGAAUUGGAAAGGGAUUUGGAUAUGUAAAUUUCAAGUCCGCAGAUGCUGUAGAACUAGCUCUCAAAUUGGAUGGAAUUCCGAUUUUGGGUCGAAAUGUGAGAGUAAGCAGAGUGACGAAUGAUGGCAGAGCCAACUCUUCUGUCAAGAGAAAGAAACUGAAGAAAAUUCUCUCAAAUGAUGAACCAAAACAGAAAGGAGUAAAAGUUGAAAAAACAAAGCAAACCAUUUAGAACGAAAGUUAAGCAUGAGUUUCAAGGGCAAAAAACUAAGGCAUCCAUUCAAAAAAAGCCAAAAAAGAAAAAGAGAUUUGACAAAAAGAAGAUGGUCAUCAAACAAAUUGCUGAACAAAUGAGCAAGAAGAAAUAAAUUUUGUUUUACAGAAGAUGUUA
Molecule: messenger RNA, 1059 nt
Organism: Homalodisca vitripennis (glassy-winged sharpshooter)
Lineage: Eukaryota; Metazoa; Arthropoda; Insecta; Hemiptera; Cicadellidae
Product: RNA-binding protein 34-like
Exons: 5
Coding region: 532-900 (122 amino acids)
Molecular function (GO): RNA binding
Source: RefSeq, a predicted model, not a curated record